Molecule: messenger RNA, 422 nt
Organism: Talaromyces stipitatus ATCC 10500
Lineage: Eukaryota; Fungi; Ascomycota; Eurotiomycetes; Eurotiales; Trichocomaceae
Exons: 2
Molecular function (GO): nucleic acid binding
Source: RefSeq, a predicted model, not a curated record
AUGACAACUAUUCGGAAUACAAUCAAGAAGGAGCAAGAGCGUAUAAAUCAACGAUCAAAAACUCGUUCCGGAGCCCCAGCGAAGUUAACGGAGGAGGAUAAACAGAAGCUUAUUGAUUUGACAACUCAAAAUCCCCAUAUAAAAUAUGAGGAGCUUCGGAAUGCGGUUGAUAACAAAGUUACUAUUCGCACUAUACAAAACAUGUUUCAACAAAUCCAUAAAAGGAAAUGGAAGCAGCCCUGGGCUUUAAGAUAUGAGACUUAUACACCGCGUGAAUGGCAGCGUAUCCUUUGGAGCGAUGAAUGUACGGUUGAGCGCGGUAAAGGGGGACAAUUAAUAUGGACGUGGCAUUCCUUAAGUGAACAACUCCAGGAGCAUGACAUACGUGAGAUACGCACUGGGAUGAGCAUUAAAAAGAUGUU